Manduca sexta (tobacco hornworm) is the source of this 4020-nucleotide messenger RNA. RefSeq lists its product as uncharacterized. The transcript has 5 exons. Lineage: Eukaryota; Metazoa; Arthropoda; Insecta; Lepidoptera; Sphingidae. The record is from RefSeq and is a predicted model, not a curated record. Bases 171 to 3179 code for a protein of 1002 amino acids.
GCAAGUGGCAACCCUUAUUAGAAAAUGACGCGCGGUCUUGGCGUUCAUUGACAUCCGUUGUAAUUUUGAAAAUAAAAACAGAAAACUCUGUAGAAAUUCGGACACGCAUGAUUUUAUGUAAUAAACAAGUUACAUUGUGACGAUAAAGUGCUCUUAAGUGAGAAGAAACAAUGGAUAGUGACAGUGAAAAUGAUAUACUUACAUCUAACAACGUUUUUACUUUUCAGACUAUGAAUACGACGGUCAGUGCCAAAGGUCCAAACAUGACUAAUAUCACAAGUUUGAGCUACCGCAACAAUGUUCCGACAUCAACCAUGUACUUGCCUCGAAACAUGGAACAUUCCAAAUAUGCCAGUUCAGUGUAUGACCAGAGAAGCAUUCACAGCAGAAGAGAGGUCUCCCCUAUGUCAGUGCGAAGUGCUUACGACUUUCAGCCAAGGAAUUUUAACAUGUCUCACUAUCCUCGCGGCAUGAGCUCACAAAGGUCUGUGAUGAAUGGAAGGAGUGGAAGUCCAAUGUCUAUGACUUCUACAACAAGUGUUAGUGCCAUUGACAUUGCUAUGGCACUCAAAAAUACCCAGUUUAAUAGGCAUGAUUUCAAAAUAAUAUCAGAAGCAUAUAAUAAAUUUGUGAAAAGUAAAAUUAGAAAGAAAUUUGAGAGGAAGCGAAAUCUUAGAUUGUUUUUAAAAGGAGCUAGACGCAGGUCUGGUGGGGAAUCCGGAGAGCAAGGAAGUGAUUCCUCCAUCAGUGAUGAUGAUUGUAGAUCCAACAAGACCUCAUUAUAUAAGGGGAAUAUGUCAAGUAGUAGAUCAACAAAAUCAGACCUCACCAACAUUAGGAGAACAAUGCAAGAAAGUAAUAUUUACAAUGAUUGUUCAGCUAACCUGAAACAAAAAUCCUUCAAAAAUAUGUUUUCUGUUGACUCUGGUAGUUUAAAUUCAAAUGCUUGUAAUAAAUCACAUAAUGGUCCAUUACAGAAAGAUCGUUUCAAAUCAAGCUUUCUCUUACCAUCACAAAGAUUUAACAAAACUGUGGCUGCUUCAACAAUACCUGAGAAUGUGGAGAAACAACCCAGAAACAUGUACCAAAAGUCUGCUAAAGAGAAUUUUGCCAAAAAUGAUGUGAGAGGAAACAACUUCAUGUCAACAAUAGAUAGUGAACAUGAAGAAAUAUUUGCAGAGGCCCCCGUUAGACAAAAUCAACUUGAUACAGAACCACAGCGCAAAAGAAUCCUAGAAAAAGAUGAGGAAACACCUACACCCCAUAAAAAGAGAAAUAGGUUGUCACCAAUUAAAAAUAUAUUGGGUGAUCAUAAUUUAAAUGAAGAUAUAAAUAGUGAUCAAAGUGGCAAAAAUCAAGAUGAAUUUAUUUUUGCCAAGCCUUCAUUUCCUAUUAAAAAAAUAGCUAAUCCUAAAGUAAAGGAAAAAUUAAUUGCCAAAUCCCCUCAUGUUAAUAAUAUUAUAUUUGAAAAAAAUGUAACUCAAGAAAAUAAUGCUGCACACCCUGUAAAAAACACCAAUAUAGUACAGGAAAAAGAACAACAUCAAAACAAAGAAGGUCUUGAACCAAUUGAUCAUUCUAGCACUGAUAUCUCUAUGAGACCGAGUUUUAUAAAGAGAAAGCUUUUCACCCAAAAACUGGAUGUUGCAGAGAAUAAAGUGCUAAGUUCUGAUCAUGAAAGUAGUCCAAAAACUGUAUAUGGUGCAAUACAAAAAGAAAAGCACAAAGCUAGAAAAUUAGUUACAAAUCAAUCAUGUUUAAGCAGAGAUGUACUUCAUGAUGAUAAUUAUUUGGAUUUGAUACACAAGAUUGUGCCGCCAGACCAAAUGAAUAGCACAAACCAACCAAACAAAAGUGACAAUCAAAGAAAUAGUAAUGGUGAUGAUAAAUGGGAUGUCACUUCUGUUAUAUCAACUUGCAAUCUUGAUAAUGCAAGUGAUACUUAUACGGAUGAAGAUAUAUUUCAUGACGAAAAUAAUAUUAAAAAUAAAAACAAAAAAACUGCAAACAAACCUGUUCCUAAAAAUAAGCAAGAGUGUAAAGUAAUUAUUGAAAGAGUUCCGGCCGUUCGAAAUAUGCUUCUGAAAAAUAAUAUAAAAUGCAAUCUCAAACAAAAUGAAUCUUCAAGUUCUGCCAAUGUUACUAAAAAUAAUAUGAAAUCAUGUGCCAAGUCAUUUUGGGACACUGAUUUAGAAAGCGAUAUUGAGUGCCAUGGUACACAAAAAACAAUAAAUACUAUUAAGCCUCCCUCAAUUCCAGGUAACAAAAUAAAAGCUGUUGAUCAGCAACCAAAAAAAGUUAAUCCAAAGAAAACCACACCACCAACAGCAAAUAUUUCAUUACUUAACAACUCCACAGCUACUGUUUAUAAAUUUAACAAUACUAGCCUAAGUAUCAAAUCCCAUAGAACUAUAAAGAAAAAGAAAUGCUGCGACGAAGAUUAUCAAUCAAAUGCUACUUUAAAUCCAACUCAAAAUAAACAACCUGCUUCAAAGGAUACAUCCUGUCUCUCAUAUUCUACAUUUGUAAAAAACGUAAAAACACAAAAUACGGCGGCGAGUAUUCCAGAUAAAACAGUAAACAAUGUUCGCAACAAAAGGUCAUGUCGUACUCCAAAGCAAAAUACUGAAAAUACAUUAACAAAUGAAAAUAAAACAACCAGUAAAAGUGGAGCCAACCAAAGUUUAAGACCAAGGAAAACAGACACAUCAAGUAUAGUAUUAGAUGAUGAAAUUCCACCUAAAACUAAACCAAAAAAACAAAAUGUCAAUACAGGUAAAAGUAACAAAAAACAAGCAGAUAAUACGAAGCCUGCCGUCAAUUCGAGAAAAAGUGAUGUAUCUUUUACUUUAAAUACAGAUGUAAAAUCUCAACCAGUCAAAUCAAAGAAAUUAGAAACCGUAAACAAAAGCAGCGAACGCAAAUCUCGACCAAGUAAUGUAUCAUUUUCUAUAACAUCAGAAUAUCCUAUGACGAGAAGUAGAUCUGCAAGCAAGAGUAAUGAAUAUAAGACAAAUAGAAGUAGAAGGAAAGUUAACCAUAACAUAAGUGUAAAUAAAGAUACAUCACUAAAUAAGUUGGUUAUUAAAACUCCAAACAAGAGGGAAGGAAAUAAUGGAGUAAUAAAUAUGGUACAAGAUUUAAAAAGUAACAAAAGUAAGGUGGUACGAAAAAGAUAGCAAUUAUGAAAUGGUUUUUAAACAUUUUUUGAUGUAAAAUGAAUUUGUAUUAUGUGUUUUAGUGCAUAGAGACUAUUUUGUAAUAUCAGUACAUAGUAAUGUAUGUGUAUGAGAAGCAAAUAAGUAGGUGGUUAUUGUAAAAACACUUAAAAUAAAUUAGGAAUUGCACAACCACCUCCUAUCUAGAACCUUUACCGAUAAUGUAUAUUGGUAUUGUAUAAUACCAGCAAGACGAUCAUGUAAUUUUUUUCCCUUUACUAUUAUUUUGUGAUGAUAAGGCGAUUAUAUUUAAUUAAUUAUGUUAUAUCAUGCUGCGGAUCUAAAUGUUAUCGAACAUAAGUCCGCCUUUUGCAGAAACGUAUUUUGAAGCUGACAAUGUUACUUAAAUUUUAUACCUGUUUUAAUUUAUUUUUAUUUUACAAAGGAAAUCGACUCUUGAAAGGCAUUCAUAUCUAAGCGACAAAUAUACUGAAAAUGGAUUAUAUAAAUAUUUUGAAUCGCCAUAUUUUUCUGCGUCAUUUGAUCUAGGUUUUAUAGGUCUAGGACAAUUUUAACAUCGUUAGACUAUAUCUUUAUAAAAUAAACAUUUUUAUUGUUAGGAAUUUUCAUAUUAAAAUCAAAACUUUAAAGCAAAAAUUUACUGAUUGUCGCUUAGAUAUGAUUGCCUUUCAAGCGUCGACAGGCUAUGUUGCAAUAUUCAUAUUUCAUGGAUAUAAGUUAUUUGACUCUGACAAUUUCUUGACAGCAUGAAUGAGUAUACUGAGAAUUGUUUUAAUGAAUAAUUUAACAAUAAAUAUGUGGUUUUAAAUAAUGUAUGAUUGUAAAUAUAAUAUAUUAUUGU